AUCUACGUAUGUGAUGACAUUUGUACAUACCUAUAUAUCAACAGUUGCAUCAGACUAUAAUAUGUACGUGUGAUGUUACCUUGAUCGUCACAGAUGUGAAGUAACUUUGUGUAUUACGAAUAAGAUAAUUUUAAUUAUUCGGCCUAAUAUUAAUAAGGACAUAGUAUGGUAUACUGAUGCCAUUGAUAAGUAAUACAAAACAUGUCACUUUGCCUUAAGAUAUAAAUAAAUAUUAAAACGAUGGCUGGUUCUAUAGAAGAGGUUAGAAAUUCCUUGUCUACAAACAAAGGAUUUCCCGCCAUACGGACGACAGUAUCUUACGAAGAAAUUGCUACGAAACUUUUAAACGAAAAAUUUUUAUUAACAGCUUUGGAAUUACAUGCAGAAUUAUGCGAAGCAGGAAGAGAAUUGUCAAUUCUCAAAGAAUACUUUUCUAAUCCAUGUAAUUUCGAAAAUCAAAAUAUCAAACCAGAACCAUAUACACCUAUGCCUAGGUCUUCUAGUCAAGCUACUUUGGAUUCGCUUGAUAUGACAAGGUACUCAGAAGAUGGUACUGGAAUUGAUGAAAGAGUUGCAAUUUUGGAAUUUGAACUUAGAAAUGCAAGAGAAAGUAUUUCUGCUCUACGUGCAAAUCUUACUGUUGUAACAGAAUUUGAUAGUGCAACACCUGAUAAACGUUCGGAUAAGCAAGUUAUUAAUGAUAAUCCUAUAAAACCUCACGAACAAAGAGCUUUAAAUUUUUUAGUUCAUGAAUAUUUGCUUACACAUUCUUAUAAAUUAACAUCAAUAACAUUUAGUGAUGAAAAUGAAAAUCAAGAACUUGAAGAUUGGCAGGAUGUUGGCUUGAACAUUCCAAAACCUUCUGGAUUAUUACAGAUUUAUAGAGAAUACAUGAGAGCUAAUGGUCAUGACAAACCACCUUCUGUAAAUAUUUCUGUUCAAACUGAAUUUGGAAAUACUGAAGUAGAAAGAAAGGAGAAUGAGUUGAAAGAAAUGAUAGAGCAAAUAGAACAAUUAAAACAGCAAACUGCAUUAUUAGAAAAAGAAAAAAUGGAUCUCCAGCAUUAUAUUGAUACUACCAAUGAAAAUUUGGUACAAGAUAAUAAGCAACGUAGUAAUGGUACCAACCAAUCUAUAAAUUCGAAUUCUACAACACCAGAUAAAUUCGAAAUUCUUGAGUCUCCUCCACGCGAUGCUUCAAACGCAACUCAAGAUCCAGAAGAAGAUGAUAGUGUUUCUGUAGUAGUGAGCUUAGGUGAAACUGAUCCAGGAGAUAAAGAAUGGACAAGAAUACAGUUACCAAGGACUGAUGUUACAGAAGGUUCAACUAUUUUAUCAAAUGCACCAUCCAGACUUUUACCAAUAAAAUUUAAAUUAGAAGUUAUUGGUCUUUGUUUGGUGAAUAUUUCAAGUUCCAUAAUAUCAGUAGCAGAAGAACCAUUUAAAUAUGGAGUUUCUCGCGAUACACUUGUUAAAAUUUUGGCACAAACAUUACCUCGAAUAGUACCUAAUAUUAUAUUGAACAAACGAGAAGAAGUUAUACCUUUAAUAUUAAGCACAGUUCGUUUACAUUCCGAUUCUGGAGAGAGAGAAAAAUUACUACAACUUCUUUUUAAUUUAAAAAAAAGACCACAAGAAGAAGAACGACAAAUGAUAUUAGCUGGUUUGGUGGCAAUGGCAAAACUUGAAGAUGAAUCUAUUGGAGGAGAAGAAAUUUUAACUCUUUGUUGGGAACAAAGUCAACAUAAGUAUCCAGAAAGAAGAUUAUUAGCUGUUGAAUGUUGUUCUGCAUUGGCUCCAUACACGUCAGUUUCUAUUAGAAAUUCCUUGAUGCUGUCUAUGUUACAACAAAUGCUUUUAGAAGAUAAAGAUCCUUCAGUCAGAGCUAGUGUGGUCAGAAGUUUGGCUCUACUUGUAGCAUUAAUGGAUGAUCCAGAUAAAUAUUUUCAGUGUGAAGAACUUGCCCUAACAGCCUUGAAUGAUUCUUCUUCUAUAGUAGUAAAUACAGCAUCUUCUAUAUUUUUACCGAUCUUAGCACAAUGGGCAUUAUCUUUAAAAAGAUUAAGAUCACAUCUUUUGCCACGUUUAAUUUCUAAAGUAAAAAAUCAUAUAAAACCAGCGAAUCCUCAAAAUUCACCUGUUAAAGAAAAUAUCGACGAAGAGAGAAUAGAAUCAUUAAUUGGCGUUUUACAAUAUUUACUUCCUCAUACUAUUGUAUGUGUUGCUGAUACUGAUACUGUUAGAACUUCUGUAGAACCUUCAAUUUCUCAAGAAUUACCUGCAGAGUUUUUGAGCAUAUGUCAUUGUGAUAUAAUCAAUCCAAAAGUAUUUUAUGACGGCGACACAGACGUAGGUGCACUUUUAAAUACAUUUUUUUCAAAUACCUGGGAGAAUGAUUUAUGGCCAGAAUUAGAAUGGUUCACUAAUAAAUUAAUUAUAGAUAUUCUUGAAAUAGUAAAAUCUACAGAAAUAAUACAAGAGAGUGUUUUAAAUUCAUUGCUCACGUAUAUACAAUCGUUGUGCAAUGGUUUUGGAAGAUAUAUUACUCAGACAAGGAUUCAACCAAUAUUCCUGCCAGAAAUAACGGAAUUAGAAAAACAAUUGUCAACAUUAUCAAUGGAUAAUAAAAAUCUCAGUUUGACAUUGAUUCCAGCUUAUUUAAUUAUGCUAAGCACCUUAAAUGGCGUUGAAGUCUCAAAAUCUAUAAAACAAUUUUUAGUUGUUCUGUCUAUGAGCGGUAUCAAUAUUACAAGUCUUCAGAUUGCGAUUAUAAAAUUAUGUGCUAAAGAAGAAAUGCAAGAGCAUGUACUAACAGGCUUAUGGGAUGGUGUGGUGCAUCAAAGAUCUAGUGUAAGAUGUGCAGUUGCAACAUUAUUUGGUUCUAUCAUAGCUCACACUUCAGAUCGACUGAUAAGUGGAAGAAUAGUUCCAGCUAUUGUAACAUUAGCCAGCGAUCCAGAUAUAACUGUGAAAGCAGCAGUCAUACCUCCUUUAGGUCGUCUUAUCACCGAAUGUAAAGUUAGAGAAGCACGUGAUAAAGCACGGUUAACUUUAGAAACUAUUGCUAGAGAAUCGCAAAAUAUUUUGUCUGUAUUAGCUACACCUCUUGUUUCAACUUUAGCUUAUAUCGCUCCAAGUUGUCCUCAAAGUUAUAUAGAGGAUGUGAUUGCCACACAAUUGACUGGAAUAACUGCAACAGCGAUGCAACAGAAUCGUAAAGUAGAUCUUUGCAAUGCUUUGGUUGAAGCUUACUCAGUUCUAGUUUAUUGUCCGCUAAGCAAUCAAUGUAUCUCUGGAAUUAUAUUACCUGGCUUAAGGCAUUUGGAAACUUUGAUUAAUCAAAAUUUGCCGCAACAAAGGGAAACUGUAAAAUCUUUAUUACGAGAAGCGGAAUCUCAUCAGGAUAUUGUUAAGCCAAUCGAAAGAUCAAGCUCAAUGAGUUCUGGACUUUCCUUAUCAAUGGCGACAGUAAAUGUAGGACAGGGCGUAGAGGAUAUGCGACAAAGAAUGAGCAAGAUAUUUCAACAAAGACCUGGUUCCUCGACAGUGACGAGUAUUUUCAAGAAAAAAUAGUUAUAUCGUUUAUAAUAUUUUUCUAUUCUUCGCGCAAUGUAUAUAAUUUCGUUUUUUUUAAUUUUUUUUUUUAUAUAUAUAUAUAUGAAUCUCAUUAUUUGAUUUUUUUUAACUUUAUCCAGAUUUUCUCUUUUUUUUUUCAGUCAAUCGUAUAGAAUAAAUAUUACGUAUAAAUACAUGCAUAAUUUUAUGCUCGCACAAAUUGAUAAAAUUUAAUAUUUAAAGAAAUUAUAAAGUAGAAUAUUAUUUUUAAUAAGAGAUUAUGUUUACUGUGAUUUUCUCAUAAAUAUUAUUGAAAUUGUGGUGUGCCUUUUAAAAUGUAAUUGUAAUGCAUGAGAACAAAUAGAUAAUAAUGUACGUGCGAGAAUAGAUUUUCGUAUUGCGAGUUCGUAAA
Messenger RNA from Vespa mandarinia (Asian giant hornet), 3967 nucleotides. Its product is annotated as RAB11-binding protein RELCH homolog. Gene Ontology annotation, cellular component: trans-Golgi network; recycling endosome. The record is from RefSeq and is a predicted model, not a curated record. Lineage: Eukaryota; Metazoa; Arthropoda; Insecta; Hymenoptera; Vespidae. Gene Ontology annotation, molecular function: protein binding. Gene Ontology annotation, biological process: intracellular cholesterol transport.